This is a messenger RNA of Cordyceps militaris CM01, 3084 nucleotides long. Its product is annotated as AAA family ATPase Pontin, putative. Gene Ontology annotation, biological process: chromatin remodeling; box C/D snoRNP assembly; regulation of transcription by RNA polymerase II. The coding region runs from base 1 to 3084 and encodes 1027 amino acids. Gene Ontology annotation, cellular component: Swr1 complex; membrane; NuA4 histone acetyltransferase complex. Gene Ontology annotation, molecular function: ATP hydrolysis activity; DNA helicase activity; ATP binding. The transcript has 6 exons. The record is from RefSeq and is a predicted model, not a curated record. NCBI's taxonomy places the organism in Eukaryota, Fungi, Ascomycota, Sordariomycetes, Hypocreales, Cordycipitaceae.
AUGUCUAACGGUGCCGGCACCAUCGCCGAGGUGGAGCUUACUUCCCACGGCAAACCGAAACUCGACAGCACAACGACGGAAUCGACAGCCGAUGGGCACAAUGGGUUGUCGCCAAAUAUACUCGGCCUAAAGUCUGAUGGUUUUGUGCCGGAAGCGAUUCGAGCACUAACUCCAAGUCCGGUUCUGAGCGGUCGAUUGUCACCGCUCCCGCAUGCCGGCAUGUACAAUGGUCCCGGCGGCCAACCCGAGUUCACACAACCACCAUCACUCAUUCAAACAUUCUGGCAUAAUAAUCUGCCUUCCAUAUGCGUUGCUUUGGCUCAGUUGUUUGGCGCCCUUAUGAACCUCAGCGCCAGGUUUAUGGAGCUGGAAGGCGACGGCAUGCACCCGGUCCAGCUCUUGUUUUACAGACAAGGUCUGAGUGCUGUUGGUUGCUCAAUCUAUAUGUGGAGGGCCGGCUUUGCUGACUUCCCCGUUCCACACAAGGGAAUUCGCUUGUUACUAUUCGUCCGCGCAUUCUCGGGCUUCUUUGGAAUAUUUGGCAUGUGGUACUCAAUGAUGUAUCUGCCCCUCGCCGACGCCACAGUCAUCACAUUCCUGGCCCCAGGCGUUGCCGGCAUAAUAUGCUACUUCGCACUCCGCGAACCAUUUACUAGGAUGGAGCAGCUCGCUACGCUGAUUGCCUUCUUUGGCGUCGUUCUCAUUGCGCAGCCUGUCACCUUGUUUGUCGACUCUGGCAAACCCCCCGGCGAGGAGACACCCGAGACCGGGGCUCUUCCGGGCAUGGACCAUGAAGCCACCGCAAAGGAGCGCCUCAUUGCUGUCGCUAUUGCGCUCCUGGGUGUUUUUGGCGCGGCCGGGGCUUUUACAACUCUCCGAGCUAUUGGCAAGAAGACUCAUCCGCUCAUCUCCGUCAACGCCUUUGCAGUCAUCAGCACUCUUAUGUGUACAAUCAUACUAUGCACAGCGCCAGCGCUGAACAUUUCACAGCCUACGUUGCAGUGGCAGUUCUCAUACACGAUCAAACAAGUCUUCCUCAUCAUCUUGGUCAGCAUGUUUGGUCUUUGUAUGCAAUUCCUGCUCACUGCAGGUCUUAGCAGGGAUAAGUCGAACAGAGCCAACUCUAUGAUAUACACUCACAUGUUGUUUGCCGCGAGCUUUGACUGGUGGAUAUUUGGUCACAGGAAGGGAUUCAUCAGCUUCCUGGGAUGCACAUUGAUUCUAGGCAGCGCCAUCGGAGUCAUGUUUUUGAAGAAGGCACCCAAAACCAUUGCAAAGGUGGAGGACAGUGAGGCGCAACAUAACUUACUGGAUGAGACUCGGGACGCACCCAUGCUCAUGGAGGGCGGCGGCGCUGGGGCAAAUACGGAACUAAAUAUUUACCGGGUAGCCAGAGCCAUCACAUCACGUGAUGCCAUUAGUUUCCACAGCCGUCGCGAGAAGCUUCAACCACCUAGCAGCUGCAAGGCGGAUCGCAAACAUUUCCAGGCUUUGCAAACGUCCAUUGGCAUCACUAUCACGCCCUUUCUUGCGGUUCAACGUCGAAUUGUACCGGAACUCACGCCUGUACCGCGAAUUCACCAUUUUCCCAACGUCUCCAGCCUUCGUCAGGCCGCCGCCAACAUGGUGCAGAUCAGCGAAGUUAAGGGCAAUAAGCGCGACAACCGCACGGCGGCGCAUACACACAUCAAGGGCCUUGGUCUGAAGUCAACCGGACAUGCGGAGAAAUAUGCCAGUGGGUUUAUUGGCCAAACACAGGCCCGAGAGUCCUGCGGUGUCGUUGUCGAUCUAAUUCGAGCUCAUAAGAUGGCUGGACGUGGCGUUCUCCUCGCCGGUGGUCCCGGAACCGGAAAGACGGCGCUGGCGCUCGCCAUCAGCCAAGAACUGGGUACCAAGAUCCCGUUCUGCCCCAUCGUCGGAAGCGAAAUCUACUCGACCGAAGUCAAGAAGACCGAGAUGCUCAUGGAGAACUUUCGGCGAGCCAUUGGUCUCAAGGUGCGCGAGACAAAGGAAGUGUACGAAGGCGAGGUCACAGAACUCACUCCCGAGGAGGCGGAGAACCCGCUCGGUGGCUACGGCAAGACGAUUAGCACGCUGUUGAUCGGCCUGAAAAGUGCCAAAGGGCAAAAGAAGCUGCGUCUGGACCCCAGCAUCUACGAAGCCAUCCAAAAAGAGCGUGUCACCGUCGGCGACGUCAUCUACAUUGAAGCCAACACCGGUGCCUGCAAGCGCGUAGGCCGAUCCGAUGCGUAUGCGACCGAAUUCGAUCUGGAGGCCGAGGAAUACGUCCCCCUUCCCAAGGGCGAAGUGCACAAGAAGAAGGAGAUUGUCCAGGAUGUCACGCUGCACGAUCUCGACAUCGCCAACGCCAGACCGCAAGGCGGACAGGACAUCAUGAGCAUGAUGGGGCAGUUGAUGAAGCCCAAGAUGACGGAGAUCACCGAGAAGCUACGCGGGGAGAUUAACAAGGUGGUCAGCAAAUACAUUGAUCAGGGUGUUGCUGAGCUCGUGCCCGGAGUUUUGUUUAUCGAUGAGCCUUAUGUGUUACCUCGCUCCUCCUGGGUCCACUUUCAAAACAUUUUCCCCAUGGUCAAGAUGAGAAAGACGACAAAGAGGAACGGGGCGCAUAUGCUCGACGUGGAAUGCUUCACCUAUCUGAACCGGGCCCUGGAAUCGCCCAUUGCGCCGAUUGUGGUUCUGGCAUCGAACCGUGGAAUGUGCAAGAUCCGAGGCACCGAUGACAUUGUUGCCGCGCACGGCAUUCCUAGCGACUUCCUGGCCCGCUUGCUAAUUAUCCCGACGGCACCCUACGAGGCUGAUGAGAUUAAGCGUAUCGUGAAACUACGCGCAACGACCGAAGCUGUACUUAUUACCGAUGCAGCCAUCGACAAGAUCGCGGAGCAUGGCACUGGAUCCGAGACAUUGUCGCUAACCCAAGCACGCAACUACAGCAUUCUUGCAAAGGCCAACGGUCGCACGCAAAUUGACGUGCAAGAUGUGGCCGAGUGCGAAGACCUGUUCUUGGAUGCUCGCCGUAGUGCCAAGCUGCUUAGCAGCGAAGCAGGACGUGGGUAUCUGUCUUGA